Molecule: messenger RNA, 1768 nt
Organism: Lampris incognitus (smalleye Pacific opah)
Lineage: Eukaryota; Metazoa; Chordata; Actinopteri; Lampriformes; Lampridae
Gene: cebpb
Product: CCAAT enhancer binding protein beta
Exons: 1
Coding region: 261-1136 (291 amino acids)
Biological process (GO): regulation of transcription by RNA polymerase II; DNA-templated transcription
Molecular function (GO): DNA-binding transcription factor activity, RNA polymerase II-specific; RNA polymerase II cis-regulatory region sequence-specific DNA binding
Source: RefSeq, a predicted model, not a curated record
UGGUUAGACUCGCCACUUUCACCGCAGCAGCAGCAGCAGCAGCAGCAGCAGCAGGACCCGGCGCACUUUCUCCCUCUGUCAAACUUUACAGGCUAGCAGCGACACCGCGCGGGGCGUGUAAGCCGCCUGCCGACGAGGGGGACGCACGCACGCAGAUACUUCACAGGUACGCGGACGGCCGCCGCGGCGCAGGAGGGGAACAGCUACUUCGGACGCGUAAUCCCCUCGAUGUUUCGGCAAUCCGGCGGGUGUUAAGAUCCAUGGAAGUGGCCGGCUUCUACGACGAGGAAAGCUUCGCUCUCCACAGCAGGAACAACAUCAUAAGUCCCGUCAGCAACAGGAGGCCGGACGACUCCAUGACGGAGGUGGGCAUCGACGACCACGAGAAAGCCAUCGAUUUCUGCGUGUACCUGGACCCCCCUCUGCACUGCCAGCAGCCGGCCGCGCACGGCCACACGCAGCAGCACGGGGACGUGUUCUCGGAUUUCCUGGCGGAGAGCAAGAUCAAGAGAGUGGCGGCACUGCACAACUACAGAAGUUACCCGUUCGUCAACGAGCUGGAGUCCAGCCAGUGCGGCAACCUGCGGGACCCGCGAGAGCACUUCGCCCUGCAGGGUUACCCGGACCUGCAGGAGACGCGGGUGGACACCGUGUUCAGCCCCGAGCUGGUCGGGGAGCGCGCCAGGGCGGCUAUCGGCUUAGACCGGGACGAGAGCAAAGACGAGGGGAAGAUGGACAGCGGGUCCGGUUUCGACAGGAGACCCUACCUUCAUUACCAGUCCACGCCCAGCGACAGCCUGGGGAACAUCUCCACCGCCUCCUCCACCUGCUCCAGCCCGCCCGGCACACCUGCGCCGGCAGGUAAGAGCAGGUCGCCGUCGCACGCGGGCAAGUCGUCCGGCGGGAAAUCCAAGAAGCGGCUCGACAAGGACAGUGAGGAGUACAAACUGAGGCGGGAGAGGAACAAUCUCGCCGUGAGGAAGAGCAGGGACAAGGCCAAGAUGCGCAACUUGGAGACGCAACACAAAGUGCUGGAGCUGGCGGCGGAGAACGACCGGUUGCAGAAGCGAGUGGAGCAGCUGUCCAGGGAGCUGACCACGCUGCGGAACCUGCUGUCUGCAACCGGACAAUGUUGACGAGACACGCCGGAGGUGGGGGGAGGGGGGGGGAGGGAGGCCAGCCGCGGUGACCAGGUUGUGCACAGCGGCUCUCCGUGGAGACCCGUGCGGUGGAGGAGGAGGGGGGGGCUACGCUGGCUUCAUAACUGAUGGGACUUUAAACGGGGGUGGGGUGGGGUGGACGCUGAGCGGGGGGGGGGGGGGUUCAGAGCGGUACGGGUGAGAAGAGCCAUCUACAGUUUACAAGGACAGCUGGACCGGGAGUGUAUGAUAGUGAACUCUGGGUACACGGAUUGCGCAAUAAUUGCUGAUUUGUUUUUCUUUUUUGGACACGUCGUGUGUCACCUUACUGUAGCUUUGUUCCAAGACGUUUUAUUUCCCUGAAUGCAGUAUUUCUGUGCCAGAGGUUUUACACACAUGAGGGAGAGAGAGAGAGAGAGAGAGAGGGAGAGAGAGAGUUUAUACAUUUCCUUAUGUGGAGCAGCGGUUGUCAAGGGAAGAGUUUGUGCUGCAGUGAAAUGAUGCAACUCUUUGUAACAGUAUUGGCGAUGAAUGAAACAAGUCUAAUUAUUUAAUAUUAAAAGGUGAAACGCUUUAAUUGUAUGUGAUAUUUUAUUGAAUUAAACAGCUUUAUACUUGUUUUUUAUGAA